Entrophospora candida is the source of this 159-nucleotide messenger RNA. NCBI's taxonomy places the organism in Eukaryota, Fungi, Glomeromycota, Glomeromycetes, Entrophosporales, Entrophosporaceae. The record is from the annotation of a GenBank genome assembly.
GAUGGUUCACAUGGAAUCAACUUGUUGAAGCAUCAAAGAAAAAAACAUACCAAGGAAGUCUAUGUAUCAAGAAAUUGGCAAACUCAAUUAUUAUUCAGUUUUGUGAGUAGAACUAGUGUCAAUAAGGAUAUAUUUUUGGUAGGUACAUCACCUUGUUAA